CAAUUUUACAUAUUUUUUAAAUAACUGCAUCGUUUUUGUUUUAGUGUUGUUGUUUUUUCUCGUACCGUCGCACAUAAACUACGUCGCCGAUGUCGCAGCGAAUUGAGGUCACAAUAGCGUAGCGGUAGCACGUACCUUCGCCAUUUUCACCGCUCUUUGUGCGCUACCGUUUGCAAAGAGUUUCUGUGUUUUUAACAAGCCAUUUGCUACUUCAGAUUUUAAAUCCAUUGCGAGAAUGCAAGGAAACAGAGGACCCCAGCAGAACCGCGGCCCAAACCGCCUGGGAGAGCAGCUGAAAAGCGAAGGAACAAACAGCAACGGGCAGCAGCCAGAGCCCAGCGAGCAGACCAACCCCAACGAGGCCUUAACCCUGGACCUGCAGAGCUUCAGAAAGCCCGGGGAAAAGACCUUUACCCAGCGGAGCAGGCUGUUUGUAGGUAACUUACCAACAGGUGUUACCGAGGAGGACCUGGAGAAGCUGUUCACCAAGUAUGGAAAAGCCAGCGAGAUAUUUAUUAACAAGGAAAGAGGCUUCGGCUUCAUUAGGCUCGAAACGAGAAUCAUAGCAGAGAUCGCCAGAGCCGAGCUAGAUGAUACUCCCUUCAGAGGCAGGCCCAUACGGGUGAGGUUUGCGACACACGGAGCUGCUUUAACUGUGAAGAAUCUGCCAGAGUUUGUGUCCAACGAGCUCCUGGAGGAGGCCUUCGCAGUCUUUGGCCAGAUAGAAAGAGCUGUGGUCAUAGUGGAUGACCGAGGGAGGCCUACGGGGAAGGGCAUAGUGGAGUUCACCUCAAAGCCAGCUGCAAGAAAGGCUUUGGAUAAGUGCUCUGAUGGUGCUUAUCUUAUGACAGCUUUCCCCCGGCCUGUUACAGUGGAGCCUAUGGAACAGUUUGAUGAAGAGGAGGGACUGCCAGAAAAGUUGGUCAACAAAAACCAGCAGUAUCACAAAGAGCGUGAGCAGCCGCCACGAUUCGCUCAGCCCGGCUCCUUCGAGUAUGAGUAUGCCAUGCGAUGGAAGGCCCUGAUGGAGAUGGAGAAGCAGCAGUAUGAGAUGGUGGACCGCAACAUGAAAGAGGCGCAGGAGAAGCUGGAGGCUGAGAUGGAGGCGGCCAGACACGAGCAUCAGGUGAUGCUGAUGAGGCAGGACCUCCUGAGGCGGCAGGAAGAGCUGCGAAGGAUGGAGGAGCUCCACAAUCAGGAAGUGCAGAAGAGGAAACAAGCCGAGCUCCGACAGGAGGAGGAACGCCGCAGGAGAGAGGAGGAGAUGAGGCUGCGCAAUGAGGAGAUGAUGAAGAGGCAGCAGGAGGGCUUCAGGGGCAACUUCUCUGAGAACAGGGAGCAAGACAUGAGGAUGCAUAUGGGUGGUCAUGGGAUGCCCAUGAACAGAAACUCUCUGGGUGGCAGCUCUGGUCCAGCUGGUACUCCUGGCUUGGCUGCAGAGAAUUCUCCAAUGUUGCCAGGGCCAGGAAACAACAGCAUGCCUGGAGGUGGUCAGGGUGGCUUCCCCAGAGGCCUCCCUGGCCCUGGAGAUUAUGGACCUCCCAAUAAACAACGCAGAUUUUGAAUUGCAAGCUUAAUUUUUUUUUUCCCCACCCCCCCCUUCCUUUUCAUACUCACUGUACUUCUACGUUCGGCUAGUGUUAACUUUUGAACUUGGAAAACUGCAUGUCAUUUUUUUUGUACCUGCCUAUUUGUAUUUUUGAUUUAUUUUUAGUUUUGAAAUGUAAAAACUCCAAAUGAGCCAUGUGUUUUACUUUACUUCUCACAUUAAUGUAUUUUCAUAGGGGUAGAAAGGGCUUUUGUCCUGGUUAUGAUAACUUUUCUGGAAUAAAUUCCUGAUUCCCUAAAUAAAGGCUUUGGUUUAUUCAGAGCAGAAUCACCUCAGCAAGCUCAGGAUUGCACACAAUAGUGACUUUUGUCUGCACAGUAGUGUGGGUAGUAUUGUCACUAACAAAGUAAAGAGUGGUAUUUCUGGCACUCAAUAUUGAUUAUUGGUCACUGAAAUCCUGGGGGGAAACUGCAGCCAUCAAGUGCCUGAUUUAUUAAUUGCCAAAAAGUGAAAUGCAAAUCUCAGCAAUUUAUAGCAAGUAAGUCUUAUCACAGCUUUCAAGCUCCAUAAAAUUGAGUCUUACUGAUAGGUUGCAGUUAAAUAUUAAGCGAGAAACAUGGGCUUUUGCACGGUCGUUUUUCUGCUUUAUUUUGAUAAUUAGGGGGAAAAAAAGGCCUCACACA
Oreochromis niloticus (Nile tilapia) is the source of this 2232-nucleotide messenger RNA. RefSeq names its product non-POU domain containing, octamer-binding (gene nono). Lineage: Eukaryota; Metazoa; Chordata; Actinopteri; Cichliformes; Cichlidae. The transcript has a single exon. Bases 236 to 1564 code for a protein of 442 amino acids. Gene Ontology annotation, molecular function: RNA binding. The record is from RefSeq and is a predicted model, not a curated record.